This is a messenger RNA of Helianthus annuus (common sunflower), 1539 nucleotides long. Its product is annotated as probable disease resistance protein At1g62630. Gene Ontology annotation, molecular function: ADP binding. Bases 66 to 1382 code for a protein of 438 amino acids. The transcript has 2 exons. Lineage: Eukaryota; Viridiplantae; Streptophyta; Magnoliopsida; Asterales; Asteraceae. The record is from RefSeq and is a predicted model, not a curated record.
AGCUUUGGUUUUGAAGCUGAGGAUCUCUCUUAAAGCAACUUAUCUAUUCCUAGGGAAAGAGGACAAUGGAGAUUGCAUCUCAAAUUAUUGGUCCCGUUGUGAACAUUUUGACUGGUCAUAUCACGAAACACGUAGAACAUGUCACUUCCUCAGCAAAACGUGUUGCGGACAUGAUAUGCAAAAUGGAGGUUUUGAAAGGUAAAAGCAAAGAUGUCAAUGAGCACAAGGAAAGAAACAAGAGAAAUAAUAAAGAGAUACCUGCUCGUGUAGAGGGUUGGUUGAGAGAUGUUGAAAAUGUCAAAGAUGAAGUUCAAAGCAUUUCAAGUGACGUCAAUAUUGGAUGUUUAAAUAUAAAAAAGAGGCACCGAGCAGGAAGAAACGCCUUCAAGACUAUUGAGAAGAUUGAGUGUCUUAUUAAUGAAGAAGAAAAAAUUAGUUGGAGUGAUGCCAUUAUACCUCUUGGAAGAGUCGAUUCCAAACCAUCACCAUCAUGUGAAGUUACUCAAAAUGACUUCCAAUCAAGAGAUAAGGCAUUUAAGGAUGCGUUGAAGUACCUUCAACAAGAUGACACGAAUAGUCAAGUAGUAGCCUUGUGCGGAAUGGGUGGGGUUGGCAAGACCACCAUGAUGGAACAACUCAAAAAGGUUGCACAUGAUAAUAAGAUGUUUAAUUGGAUUCUGAAGUCAGUUGUGGGGCAAAAUCUCAACAUGCUUUCUGUUCAGAAUGAUAUAGCAACAUACUUAGAGGAUUGUAAUCUGCCUAAAGCUUCAAAAUCGGUAAGAGCGGAUUAUCUUUGUGAAAAAUUUAAAAACUUGUCACAAGAUAAUAAAAAGGUUCUAAUUAUAUUAGAUGAUGUGUGGGAGAAGAUUGAGCUCAAAGAUAUUGGAUUAACAAGUCCAUUGCCAAAGGGAGUCAAGGUGUUGCUUACGUCGCGGAAAGAUAAUAUUUGCAAACAAAUUGCAGUUGUUGCUAAUUCAGAUCUUCAAGUAGUCAAAGUAGAUGUCUUGGAGGAGGCAGAAGCACAUAAUUUUUUUUCGGGUAUUACAGGAGUCUUAGAAGAACAUGAUCCGGACAAGUAUCACAUUGGAUUUGUUAUUGUCAAAAAAUGUGGUUAUUUACCACUGGCCAUCAAACUUAUUGCAUUAACCCUUAAAUCUGAAGAAAUAUCUGUAUGGAGAAGUAGACUUAACUGCUUGAAUAAUCAUGAUCUUGAUAAAAAUGUGCAAGAAAUUAUCAAGAUAAGCUACGAGUAUAUAGAAGAAGAUGAGUGUAAAGCGAUUUUUCUGCAUUGUGGUCUGUUUCCAGAGGAUGCUAAUAUAUCAAUAGAGGAUCUCACGAGACAUGCAUGGGGCCUGAAGCUGUUAAAAAUGUUUCUACUUUAAGAUAUGCUAGAGACAAGACAAAAACAUGUGUAAAGAAGCUCAUCCAUGCAAAUUUGUUGAUCAAUGGUGAUCAUGUUGGAUGUGUUAAAAUGCAUGAUCUUGUUCUUGCUUUUGUGGUAGGUAGAGUUUCUAAUGGUGAUCCCGCCUGGAUUAUUAA